Messenger RNA from Pseudogymnoascus verrucosus, 1185 nucleotides. It is a transcript of the gene RPL7, whose product is annotated as 60S ribosomal protein L7. The record is from RefSeq and is a predicted model, not a curated record. NCBI's taxonomy places the organism in Eukaryota, Fungi, Ascomycota, Leotiomycetes, Thelebolales, Thelebolaceae. The transcript has 3 exons. Gene Ontology annotation, biological process: maturation of LSU-rRNA from tricistronic rRNA transcript (SSU-rRNA, 5.8S rRNA, LSU-rRNA). Gene Ontology annotation, molecular function: RNA binding; structural constituent of ribosome. The coding region runs from base 139 to 894 and encodes 251 amino acids. Gene Ontology annotation, cellular component: cytosolic large ribosomal subunit.
AGCGAGACCAACAGUACACAUAGGAAGUUGCGGCCUCAGAUUACUGCUUAGUCACCGGCCCACUGAGACCAUUGCUCAGGUUUUCGGCUUGAUCUCGAAAACCUUCACCACCACAACUCCACCUCGACAACCGCAACAAUGCCUUCCGACAAUCUCUCCACGCCGACCCAGGAGCAGAUCCUCGUCCCGGAGACGCUCCUGAAGAAGCGCAAGUCGCAGGAGAAGGCCCGCGAGGAGCGCUCCGCCGAGCUUGAGAAGAAGAAGAAGGCCCAGAAGGAGAAGCGCGGCGUCAUCUUCAAGCGUGCCGAGAAGUACGUUAAGGAGUACCGCGAUGCUGAGCGCGAGAAGAUCCGUCUUGCUCGUCUCUCCAAGCAGGAUGGCUCUUACUACGUGCCUGCUGAGGACAAGCUUGUCUUCGUUGUCCGUAUCAAGGGUAUCAACAAGAUUGCACCAAAGCCCCGCAAGAUCCUCCAACUCCUCCGUCUUCUCCAGAUCAACAACGGUGUUUUCAUCCGCCUGACCAAGGCCACCCUCGAGAUGCUCAAGAUCGUCGAGCCAUGGAUCGCCUACGGUUACGCCAACCUCAAGACCGUCCGCGAGCUCAUCUACAAGCGCGGAUACGGAAAGGUCGACAAGCAGCGCAUUGCUCUCACCGACAACGCCAUCGUCGAGGCCAACCUCGGCAAGUACGGCAUCGUCUGCAUGGAGGAUCUCAUCCACGAGAUCUACACCGUCGGACCCAACUUCAAGCAGGCUUCCAACUUCCUGUGGCCAUUCAAGCUCUCCAACCCUACCGGUGGCUUCCGCACUCGCAAAUUCCGCCACUUCGUCGAGGGAGGUGACCUGGGUAACCGCGAGGACAAGAUCAACGCUCUCAUCAGACAGAUGAACUAGAAAAUAUAAAACAAUAGUUCGCUGCAUGGUGAUGUGUGUGUCAGGAACCGGGAUGGGAGUCUUGCUUGCUUCUUAGCUAUAUUUUAGCAUGAAUGGCGUAACCACGGCAAUACUGAUCUCGAUUCAACUUCAGUAUAAAAAUGACUUUUUUAUGAUAUCAAAUUUUUUAAAUUUUCAGCGAUGUAGUAGCGUGAUUUCCGAUUUCCGUCCCUUUUCUCUCUCUCUCUCUCUUCUCUACCCAUGCUUUCUUCGCAAGUUUUUAAAUAAUACAAUUCCGCCCCUCUUUUCACC